AUGGAGACUAAAAUUAGAGGUGAAAGGGCUAGGGAGAUUACAAAUAGACUUCCCUUUGACGGUGCUAUCCACACGAAGACCAUUGGUUAUGCGGGUGGUUUAUGGUUGCUGUGGAAUUCUGACAGAGUAGAGAUUACGACGUUAGCCAACACUAAACAGGGAAUUCAUACCAUGGUAAAGGUACGAAAUUCUGACUUUAGCUGGUUGUUUACUGCAAUUUAUGCAAGUCCUAGAAUUGCGGAAAGACAUAUCUUAUGGGAAAAUUUAAUUAAAGUUGCUGAGAUGCAUGAUAUGCCUUGGGUGUUAGCUGGUGAUUUUAAUGAACCUCUUAUGGAGGGCGAUAAAAUUGGGGGUAGGGCUGUUAGUGUCAGUAGAUCAUUACUUUUUAAGGAAUGUUUGGAUAAAUGUAGUAUGAUUGACAUUGGGUUUGCUGGUCCGCGGUUCACGUGGACUAAUAAAAGAAAUGUUCAAGCCCUCAUUCAAGAGAGGAUUGAUAGAUUUUUUGUUAAUCCUAGUUGGUGCCUUAUGUUCCCUGAAGCAAAAGUGGUUCAUUUGACUAGAUGCCAUUCUGACCAUUGCCCUGUGCUGCUGGAUAUGCAGCCGAGAGUUAAUGCUAUUAGGAAGAAACCUUUUAAGUUUCAAACUUGUUGGUUGUCUAACCCAACCUUUCCCAACAUAGUAUCUCAAGCGUGGAGACAUUACCCCAUGCUUGCAGAUGCUAUAGCUUCUUUCACUAGAGAGGCCGAGAAGUGGAAUAAAAUGAAGUUUGGAAAUGUCUUUGCUAGAAAAAACAAUAUCAUGGCUCGUUUGAAUGGUAUUCAACAGGCUGUAGCGAUUAAACCAUCAAAUUCCCUCCUAAAUCUUGAGAGUGAGUUGCUUAAAGAGCUGGAUAAUGUGCUGAAUCAGGAGGAAGAAAUUUGGGCUUUAAAGUCUAGAGUCAAUUGGAUGAUUCAAGUAUAUUCCUCAUCUCUCUCUAGUGCUUCUUGGUCGAUUCCUUUUACCACUACAUGGCAAGGAAUAUUGUCAGAUGAGGAAAGAGUGAGUAUUAGUGGGGUUGCUUCGGUGGAGGAGAUUAAAAAUGCCUUGUGGUCUCUAAAGGCUUUUAAGGCUCCUGGACCGAAUGGCUUGCAUGCGGGGUUUUUCCACAGAUUUUGGUUAAUUGUUGGUAAUUCUGUGAUUGAUUUGGUGAAGAAAGUUUUUGUUGAGAGGAAAGUUCCAGAGUUCUUGAAUAGGACCCACAUUGUCCUUAUUCCUAAGAUUCAAGGUCCGGAGACUUUGGGUAACUAUAGGCCUAUUAGUUUAUGCAAUACAGUCUAUAAAGUGAUUACUAAGAUUAUUGUUGCUAGACUUAGACCCUUUUUGGAGAAGAUCAUAUCCCCUCUUCAAGCUGCCUUUGUUCCAGGGAGGAAAGGCAUUGAUAAUGCAAUCAUUGUGCAGGAAAUUGUUCAUACCCUUAGCAAAAAGAAGGGGAAAGUAGGGUUUAUGGCCAUUAAAGUGGAUUUAGAGAAAGCGUAUGACAAGCUUGAGUGGAGCUUUAUAAGAUGCAUGCUUAUUAGAGCAAAUUUGCCCGCUGAUCUAAUUGAUAUUAUUAUGAGCUGUGUUUCUACAGUUUCGACCUCGAUAUUGGUGAAUGGAGAAACUUUAGACCCCAUUUAUCCAUCUAGAGGGAUUAGGCAAGGGGACCCUCUCUCCCCAUACUUGUUUAUUUUGUGUAUGGACUUCCUUGACCAACUUAUCCAAGAAAAAUGUGAGCCAAAAUUAUGGCAGCCUGUAAAGGCUUCUCAAAGUGGGCCAUCCUUUUCGCAUUUAUUUUUUGCGGAUGAUUUGGUGUUAUUUGGGAGGGCUGAUGGGAGGAGGUGUGCUGUUAUUAGAGAUGUUUUAGAUGAAUUUUGUAGCAUGUCGGGGCAAUCAGUGAGCAUUACCAAAUCUAGAGUGUAUUUCUCUCCCAAUGUGGAUAGGGAUACAAGAGAAUCACUUUGUGACAUUCUUGGUUUUGCUUCCAUGCCCUCUCUUGGUAGAUACCUUGGGUUUCCCAUAAAGCAUCCGGGUUCCACCACUCAAGAUUUUAAUUUUAUCUUGGAUAGAGUCAAGCAAAAAUUGGCCGGGUGGAAAGCUAAUUUGCUCUCUCUGGCUGGCCGGGCUGUUUUGAUUCAAGCUUCCUCAUCAACUAUCCCUUCGUAUGUCAUGCAAGGCACUUACUUACCAGGAAGAAUCUUGGAUGGUAUAGACCGGGUUAAUAGAAAUUUCUUGUGGGGCUCAUCGGAGACUACUAGGAAAAUUCAUUGGGUUGGUUGGCAAAAAGUAACAAAGACUAAAGAAGAAGGUGGGCUGGGUUUGCAAGAGGCGAAGGGUAGAAACACUGUGCUCCUUGCUAAAUUGAAUUGGAGGUUUCAUACGGAAGAUGAUGCUCUAUGGGUGAGAGUGCUAAAAAGAAAGUAUUGUAGCAACAGGAGAUUAAAUGCUGUUAAUAUGGAUAGGCUGCCUUGUUCUCAGAUUUGGAGGGCCAUCAAGAAGGGUAGGGAAACUUUUAACAAAGGAAGCAUGUGGGUGGUUCAUAGAGGCAGCACUCUUAGCUUUUGGCUGGAUAAUUGGACAUGUAAAGGUCCUAUCCGUAGCCUCAUUCAUGGUCCUUUAACCCGUGAAGCAAGCCAUUGGAAGAUUAAAGAUGUUUUGGUAAGUGGAGGUUGGGAUUGGAGUCGAAUUCCCUUUGAGCUUACCCCUGAAAUUAAAUCGAUCAUCCAAGCCAUUCCUAUUUCCGUAGGGGAUGGAGGAAGGGAUAGGUUAGGAUGGAGAGGUAAUGCUAGAGGUUGUUUUGAUCUCAAAAGUGCCUAUUCUUUUGCUAGAGAGGUGGAUGAGGUGGAGGAUGUGGGUAUUAUAGAUGCAAAUUGGAUUUGGAAAUUAGAUAUGCUCCCUAAAAUUAAGACUUUCCUAUGGAGAUGUGUUCAUAAUAGCAUAGGAGUAAAAACGUGCCUUACUAGAAGAGGUUUUGGGGAUGAUGGAGGGUGUCCCGUUUGCCUAAGAGAGCCGGAAACUAUUUUGCAUGCUCUUAGAGAUUGUCCAAGAGUAAAACAUAUAUGGUAUCAGCUGGGUGUGAAGGGAAAUAAUGGUGUUUUUUGGAGGACCAAUCUGCACAAGUGGCUGCAAAAUAAUGGAAAUGUGGGAUGUAGUCCUAUCCAAGGGAAGCCUCCUUGGAGAGUUAUGUUUAAUUUUGCUAUGUGGUGCAUUUGGAAGAGCAGAAAUUCUUUUGUUUUCAAUAGAAAGACCCCUAAUCCGAACCUGUAUAGGGAGAUUUCUAAUCAAGCUGUUGAGUUUAUGUACUGUGUCUCUUCUCCUCGCAGCCCAGUCCGAAGAACCAGCAAGAGAAUCAGGUGGGAGAAGCCUCCUUUGGGAUGGAAAAAAUUGAACACUGAUGGUUCAGUUAUUGGGUGUAUGGAGCAGGCCGGAUGUGGAGGGGUAGUGAGAGAUGAGCAUGGGAGUUGGGUUGCCGGAUUCACUAGGCAUGUAGGAGCUACUAAUAGUUUUGCUGCUGAAUUAUGGGGGCUAAGGGAUGGUCUUUUGUUGUGUAGUAGUUUGAAUAUCUCUUACCUUAUUGUUGAGAUAGAUGCCAAAGUGAUUGUGGAUGUCAUUAAAAAUUCUGCCUAUGUAAAUCAAAUUAUAUCUCCCAUUUUGGACGACUGUAGGCAACUGCUGACUGGAUUUCAGCAAGUUCAGCUGAAACAUUGUUACUGUGAGGCUAAUCGUUGCGCGGAUUUGAUGGCUAGAAUAGGGGCUGACUAA
Messenger RNA from Quercus robur (English oak), 3777 nucleotides. RefSeq lists its product as uncharacterized. The record is from RefSeq and is a predicted model, not a curated record. The transcript has 2 exons. Gene Ontology annotation, molecular function: RNA-DNA hybrid ribonuclease activity; nucleic acid binding. The coding region runs from base 1 to 3777 and encodes 1258 amino acids. Lineage: Eukaryota; Viridiplantae; Streptophyta; Magnoliopsida; Fagales; Fagaceae.